AUGGGAAAGGAAAAUGAAACAACAACUGAUGGCUUCCUUCUUCUGGGCCUCUUCUCUGACUCCAAGGCUCCUGAGUUUCUCAUCUCCAUCAUCCUUCUGACCUAUGUUAUUGCUGUUGCUGGAAACUCCAUCCUGAUCCUCCUCAUCUGGCUGGACUCCCACCUCCACACCCCCAUGUACAUCCUGCUCAGCCAGCUUUCAGUCAUGGACUUGACCUUAAGUUCCUCUACUGUCACCAAAAUGGCCACUGACUUCUUCUCAGGGAAGAAAAACAUUUCUCGAAUUGGCUGUGGGACUCAGAUGUUCUUCUACUUGACGGUAGGAAUAGCUGAGUGUGUCUUCCUGACCCUGAUGGCCUAUGAUCGCUACGUGGCCAUUUGUAACCCUCUAAGAUACCUGGUUCUCAUGAGUCCCAGGGUCUGCCUCCUGAUGGUGAUGACAGCCUGGGUUGGGAGUGUUUUAACGUCCUUGUCCCACACCAUCUACAUAAUGCAUUUUCCCACCUGUGGUUCCAGGGAGAUUCACCACUUCUUCUGUGAAGUGAUGGCUUUCCUGAAACUAUCCUGUGAGGACACAACAUUUUAUGAAAAAGUGGUAUUAGUCUCAGGUACAACAUUGAUCUUCAUCCCAUUUGGCCUCAUCCUUGCUUCCUAUGCCCUCAUAUUCCUCACUGUUCUCCGAAUGAAUUCUCCCAAAGGGAAGAACAAAGCCCUGGUUACCUGCACCUCCCAUCUGACUGUGGUGAGCCUUUAUUUUGGCCCAGCCAUGAUUAUCUACAUGACCCCAGGUUCUUCUCUCUCCCCAGAGCUAGAUCAACAUCUCUUUGUAUUUGAUACCAUAGUUACUCCCUUAUUGAACCCACUAAUCUACAGCCUUCGAAACAAAGAGGUAAUAAGGGCUCUACAGAGAGUAAUGUGGAAGAAAAAAAUGUAUCUGUGCAAUCAUUAA
Elephantulus edwardii (Cape elephant shrew) is the source of this 948-nucleotide messenger RNA. Its product is annotated as olfactory receptor 2AG2-like. Gene Ontology annotation, cellular component: membrane. NCBI's taxonomy places the organism in Eukaryota, Metazoa, Chordata, Mammalia, Macroscelidea, Macroscelididae. Gene Ontology annotation, molecular function: olfactory receptor activity; G protein-coupled receptor activity. Bases 1 to 948 code for a protein of 315 amino acids. The record is from RefSeq and is a predicted model, not a curated record. Gene Ontology annotation, biological process: G protein-coupled receptor signaling pathway. The transcript is spliced from 2 exons.